UCGAGAUUUAAAUCUCGAGAUUCGGAUUUCGAGGUAUUGCUUUAGAAUUUUGUUUAAAAUCCACCUUCUCUCGAUAUUCAACAUCGAGAACCUCAACUUCGAAGAAAUUCCUCAAAAACUCAAAAUUAGAGAUUUUCUGCGUCAACGCACUCUUUUGGCCAUAACUUUUGACUCGGUGAUCCGAUUUGAGCAAAAAUUUUUUUGUUGGAAAGCUAAUGAAAAUAUCUACAUUAAUUCGCAGUCUAUGCCCCAUAACCCUUUCUCACGCGCCCUCACUCGCAGUCUUUGAGGGUCAAAACGUUAGUUUUCCGACAAACAUUGUAAAUCACCGAUGUCCAGGUCAAAACUUAGGCAAAUCUGUUCAAAUUCUUUCAAUGUCAACCCUGAGGUCAAAGCUUUUCUAAACUUCACUGUAGAGGUCCGAAAAUCGUAGAUAAUUCAAUCAUCCUCGCGUCAACGGUCAUCUUACAACAAUCAACAAUCAACUGCUGAAGCCUCCCCUGACUCGUCAACAUUAUGUGAUCAUCAAUAUGUUGAAAUUCUACAUGAUGAGCUUAGGGAAACCGUCAUGUGUGGUACAUGUUCAGAUUGCUCCACACACAUGGCGGGUAUGACAAGCUGUGAGCAAUCAAACCUUGCACAUUCUGAGGGGGAGUUUCAGUUUUCUCCUCCUGGCGCCUUACACCGACAAAGCAAGGAAUCUCUCAAAGGAUGCAACAUUUUAGGGGGAGUGUUCAAUGUUAUCCUUCCCGAUGCCUAAAAAUGACAAAGCAUACCGAGUGCUCCAGUUGAGGGGGAGUACAGAGAGAAAAUGAAGAAAGUAAUAAGAGAACAUGUCCCUAUGGCUUAGUAAACCCAACUAAGCCUACCCAGGGGACAAAGCCGAGCGUAAGUGAGUGAGUGAGCGAGUGAGUGAGUCAACAUUAUGAGCGUUAGGAAGCAGAAGGCUCAAGUGAGAAGAAAAACAAUAAUCAAUGAUGAGUCUGCUACCUCAACUGCCUAUUAUCCAUUGAACAUUUACUCCUAGCCACUCAAAUACUCAAGACAAUUCCCAAAUUGGUUCAGGACUGAUUUAAUCAGAUCCCGGGUAGAAGUCACUGCAUCUUGUCCAACAGUGCAUGUUGAACCCUAUCCAAGACCACUCACUUGUCUCCCAACAGACAGGUGUUUAAUCAUAUUUCACGGGGAACCGCAUCUCUCAUUACUACCUCCUUACGAGGCAAGCAAUACUGACUACAGUGGCCUCAGCCCCAUGCCACUGAACUUUCAUUGAUCACGUCGUGUCUAGUUACCUCACUCCCAAAUGUUUUGAAAUUUCUAGGACACAGACGCACUUUUUGAGUCAGUUGCAGGUCUUCAAAGUCCCGCGAGAACUUCCAUAGGUCUCAUCUAUUGCAGAUGUAGACUAAUGAUUGGAAGGAAGUCCUGCUGUUGCAACAUGAGAAUCACCAACAUUUUCAGGCCAUUGCUUUAGAUUUUAUCUCUAUAGUGAUGAAAACGGGUGUCUACACGACCCCGGGGGGAUUUUAUCAUUUACUCUUUCUGUUUUCUUCUUGUUUUAUUUCCGCAGAAUAAAAGAAUAAAAGCACGAUGUCCCGAUUCAUCGGAUCGUCAUGAGGGCGAGAGUGGUCCACAUGUUGUUAACACUGAACAAAUCAUUCUGGGACACUUCACUCCUCCAUCACAAAAAUCAACACCUUCUCUGCUAUCUCUACAACUCAAAUCAAAUGGUCAGCUACACUCACAAAUCAACAAUCAUUAUGUUCCGUUGUGCCACCGACAAGUUCUCCUCAAAUGCAUUCAUUCCAAAUAGUCAAAAAGACUACAUUGUGGAGGAGACAGAGGUCAAAUACUCGUGUCCUGAAGAUGAAUUCCAUGGGCGUCUCCUAUUCUCCAAAGAAUAUUCAUUCUAGAGGCGUCACCGGACUUCAUCCAAGCUGAUCAAGAGCAACUUCAGGAAGGAAAGGAGUACAUGCAAGAUACAAAAGGUCCCUCAACCCCCAGCAUCAAAGAUCAAAUUGUCAAGAAGACAUCAAAGGGGAGAUUGCAAGGAUUUCUUCAGAUAGCCUUUCUCAAAAGUCAAGUUCAAAGACAAAGGAAGCUGAAUAACAACAAAGACAAAGAUAUCUGCGCUGCAAUGUUGAUUCAACACGAUUGAACACCAAGGGGGAGAUUGUUAGGAAUGUUUUAUGGUGUCCAAUCUAAUUAAAUAUCUUUGUAUUUGUGUAGUUAUUAAUUAAAUGUGUAAUACGGGCCACAAAUGUGUAUCAGCCCGGGGGCUUCCUUGUAACCCGUAAGUUAGCUAACUUCUCCUAUAAAAGGAGGCUAACUUACGGGAACCCUAACUAAUCAUAUAGAGGCUUAGAGACGUAGAGGCG
This is a messenger RNA of Cuscuta europaea, 2378 nucleotides long. NCBI's taxonomy places the organism in Eukaryota, Viridiplantae, Streptophyta, Magnoliopsida, Solanales, Convolvulaceae. The record is from the annotation of a GenBank genome assembly.